Cutaneotrichosporon oleaginosum is the source of this 2508-nucleotide messenger RNA. RefSeq lists its product as uncharacterized. The record is from RefSeq and is a predicted model, not a curated record. NCBI's taxonomy places the organism in Eukaryota, Fungi, Basidiomycota, Tremellomycetes, Trichosporonales, Trichosporonaceae. Gene Ontology annotation, biological process: regulation of transcription by RNA polymerase II. Gene Ontology annotation, molecular function: DNA-binding transcription activator activity, RNA polymerase II-specific; RNA polymerase II cis-regulatory region sequence-specific DNA binding. Gene Ontology annotation, cellular component: nucleus.
AUGGGAGGCUUUGAGAACUUUAUGCAGCAGCAGAACAUGUACUUCCCCACAGGAUCAUUCGACCUUGGCUCCAUGGCGCCACCCAACAUUACUCCUCCACUGUACCCGGGCACUAUCUCACCAUCGCAGCUCCCCCAUCAGGCCCUCAAGCCGACGAAGAGUUUCAGCGACCUCUACAGCCGUCAAUCCUCGGUCUCGGCUAGCUCGACCGAGCAUGACUGGGGCAACGACAUGGAAGUCAACAUACGCGCCUUGGCCAUCGAGAAUCAGUCUCAAGCGCAGAAUGGAGUCCACCAUCAGGUCCCUCCACAGCUGCAGCAUCUCAAUCAGGCACAGCAACAUCAUCUGCCUGGUCAUCACUUGCGCGCCACUCCGGACAUUAAGCCAAACAUUGAACGCGCUCCCCGCGACCCCAACACGCCGAACCUUGUCAGGCAUGCUGUGCAGAUGUACCAACAGUCUCCGAAUCGCCUUGACUUUGGCGAGUGCAAGAUUAUCAUCAUGUCCCCCAAGGUUGGACAGAAGAGCUACGGCAACGAGAAGCGCUUCCUGUGUCCUCACCCCCAGGCCACUCUUGUGGGCAAGACCUGGUUCACGCCAUCCAAGCAGGACGGAUGCCAGGUUUCGCCACUAAUGGCCCCGCGUGUAAACAUCAGCCUCGAGGGUGAGACCCCCGCAAAGGAUGGUCACGUUGCGUGGAUCACGAUGGACAACAAGCCCCUUGAUGACAAGAUCCACACCCAGAUGAUCACGGCCGAGGAUCGUCCUUUCCUGGGUAACGUGCCCGGCAAGAACCUCCACAUCUCGGACCUCGACAGCAAGCGUCGUGAAGUCAAGGCCGUGGUGACUGUCAAACCGCCUCUCAACCCCAACCAUCACCACAACUGGUCGAGUAGAUCUGCCGACAAUGACGCUCCCCUCUACGUGUUCCACAGCAAGGAGAUCAAGGUCAUAUCCAAGCCGAGCAAGAAGAAGUCGAACAGCAAGUCGGCUGACCUCAUUAUCUCGCAUGGCUCAACCAUAGCCCUCUUCAAUCGCGUCAAGUCACAGACCUCGUCUACGCGCUACCUCUCGGUUCCCGUGGACCUGACGACGUACAAGGGUUCUGACGGCAAACCCGCCACGGGAACGGUGCCUCCGUCCGUGACGAACGCGGACCCAACAUUCCAGGGCUUCACUGUCACGGCUAGCAACUGGGAGUCGUUCAUUAUCUACCUUGUCGACCCCACCAAGAAUGCUGGCUUGAGCAACAUCGCGUCUCCCAACCCGGGAUGGCCCAACUUGCCAGCAAAUGCAAUCCCGGUCCACCACGGGGCACCUCCGGUUCGCUACAACUCGACUAUUGUGCUCCAGUCGCUUCAGACUGGAAUCAUCUCGCCCGUCCUCGUUAUUCGUAGAGGGGACGACGGCUCGGACGUGGUUGGCAUGGACGGGACAUCGAAUGAGGCCAACGUUGCGAGCCCGUACGGCGAGCUCGCCGGCCACCCCGUAUCGCAGCUCCAAAAGGUCGCUUUCGAGGUGUACAACCCCAAGCAAUUUGAGGAGUACGAUCGCGAUCACAGAUGGGCGGGCAACUGGCUCUCGUGUGACCAGGAGACUGUGCGCUCGCAGCAUGUCACGAUGCCGAAGGACCGUCAGUGGAAAGCGGUUCCAGUGACGGGCCGCAACGGACGCGCGACCCCGAGCUCCUCGGCGCCCAACACACCAUUCCGGACCCAGGCUGUGCUCCCGAUGACUCCUCACAACACCACCAUCGGAUUGCCCUCCAACGAUGCUAGCCCCAACUCGUCCCAGGGGUCGGCCGAGUACUUUGGCGCUCACAGCCGCAAAGCGUCGUCGUCGUCCCUGUUCUCGCCGCUGCAGAACGAGAUUCAGCUUCCCUCGACUGGCGAGUCGGGUCCAGUGCGCCGCCAGCGUACCGGAUCGUCCAGCAGCCGCGGGCCGCUCUCGCGCCCACCUGCGCACCGCAAGCGCUCGUCCCACGACAUUUCGGCGUUGCACACCUCUCAGUCCUUCGACCACCUUGCCAACGCCCACAUCGGUAGCAACGCGACCGCCGAGCGCUACUACUGGACAAUCGACGUUGGGGACGUGUGCAUCUGGAGUAUUGUCUCGACCGAGCAGAUCGAGUACACCUUCUACAUCCCGCCGUACGCGAGUGAGCCCAUUGGCCCGUACACGCCCUUCCCAGUCGUCAGCCGUGUCAUUUCGCCGCAUAUGAGCGCCGAGAAGGUCCCCAACAAGUAUAACCACCAGUAUACUUCUAUGACGAGUCUUCCGCUCGUUGUCAUGUAUGGCAAGCAGUUUGAGAAGCAUCCAGACAAUACUCCCCGGUUCGACGUGUAUUACGGCGACCAGCCAGCGGCCCACAACGAAGUGCGCUGCAACGAGGUCAUGGCUGCGUCUGAGCCAGUGCUCAGCGCGGGCGAACGCCGGGCCAUCUUCUUGGCGCGCGAUGACGGCCAAAUCAUCGUUCCCACGGGCUUGUUGUACCCACCGGGGCUAUGA